This is a messenger RNA of Dentiscutata erythropus, 280 nucleotides long. The record is from the annotation of a GenBank genome assembly. Lineage: Eukaryota; Fungi; Glomeromycota; Glomeromycetes; Diversisporales; Gigasporaceae.
UGGAAGUACUUAUUCAACAAUUGGCUUUAUAGUUCUAGCUUAUAAUGCUUUAUUUGAUAUAUUGGAAAAAUUUAUUAAAAAAAAAAGUACAAUUCCAAUUAUUAAAAAUGCAGCUAAAUUUGGUAUAGAUAAACUUGAAAAAUAUUAUUUAUCAACAGAAGGAUUAGCUUAUAUUAUUGGAACAAGCAAUCCUUUAGAUGAAUUGGCUACUUAUUUAAGAGAAUCUACUGCUGAUCCUAAUGAUGAUGAAAAUGAUAUUGAUAUUUUAGAAUGGUGGAAA